Varroa destructor (honeybee mite) is the source of this 4022-nucleotide messenger RNA. Its product is annotated as DNA excision repair protein ERCC-6-like. Gene Ontology annotation, molecular function: ATP binding; DNA translocase activity; protein binding. The record is from RefSeq and is a predicted model, not a curated record. NCBI's taxonomy places the organism in Eukaryota, Metazoa, Arthropoda, Arachnida, Mesostigmata, Varroidae.
GCCAUCCGUUCCGAAAUUCGUGUGGCGCCAGUCGAUGUUCAGUGUGGACCAAGUUAACUUCCAUUUGUUGCUCAAAAAAUGCUAAAUCAAAUCAAAACUAUACAACUUUUUAGCAUAACUGUGUCGUAUAACGCUCCAUGUUUUCUUUAGUGUUAAAUUAUUAUUAACAAAGGACCGUUGUGGGUUAGAUUGAGUUUAGCACAAAGAGUGCGCGAGCAUUAAACGGUUUUUGGACCAAUUACCAGUUGUGACCAUGGACUACACGGAGCUGAAAAGGAAGGGUCGGAAGCUACUGGAGGCUGGGGAACUCGAAAAAUGCUACCAGAUGUUUGAAGAAGCGUUAAGAUUAAACCCAUCCGAUGUUCGGAUACGCCAAAAGGUUGAAACGUUACGCGAAGCUUUAGACGAACAGACAUGCGAGGAAGACGACUCCGAUGCGCAACAGCAGGAAAACUCAGAGAUGGUGGAGCUGUGCCCUGAUUACUAUCUCCACAAUAAAAUAUAUUCGAAAUUGUUUGAAUAUCAACGCGAAGGUUUGAAGUGGAUGUAUUCCUUGUUCAAACGGAAAAGAGGUGGCGUACUCGGUGAUGAUAUGGGCCUGGGUAAGACCGUACAGGUCAUAUCAUUUUUAGCGGGUCUGUACGACAUGGAAAAGAUAUCGUCAGUGUUAUUGGUCAUGCCAGUCUCGCUCAUUGGUAACUGGAUGACAGAAUUCGAAAAAUGGGCACCCGGCAUAAAAGUGUUCGACCAUCAUGCUGGCACCAACAAGGAGAAAGAAGUCGUCCUUCGGAAGGUGAUGAAUCGCGGUGGCGUAAUAUUGACAACCUAUGGAAUGGUAACAACUCGUCAUGAGGAGCUGUGCCAAAAGAACGGUCGAAAUUUUGUCUGGGACUACAUUAUUCUCGAUGAGGGUCACCGCAUUAAAAAUCCUACAAAGACACAGAAGGCCGUAUUUGGCCUAUUGGCUAAACAUCGAUUAGUUCUUACGGGAACAGCUGUUCAAAAUAAUCUCCGUGAACUCUGGAGCCUGUUCCAUUUCACGCAUCAAGGGAUGCUAUUUGGAAACCUUGCCGGAUUCAAGCAAGACUUCGAGGGACCUAUUAAUAGGGGCCGCGAGAAGGACGCAAAAGCAGGUGAACGCGAGAUGGGUGUUCAGUUGGCUAUACAAUUAAAGAGAAUGAUUCAACCAUUCUUUUUGCGUCGUACUAAAGCAGAGGUGUUUCGGUCAGGUCAGGGGAUGAAAGUUCAGGCAAAUAAAGAGGAUUUGGUUCUAUGGACAUUUCUAUCUGAGACUCAACAGCAGCUCUAUCAGGACUUUCUACAAUCGGAGAGCGUUAAGGAUAUUCUGAUGUCCUCAAAGUCGCCUUUGUUGCAACUGAAUAUCUUGAAAAAGAUUUGCGAUCACCCGCGUCUUCUUCCUAAGAAAGCUUGCGUACAGCUCGGCCUUUGCGAUACGAUGAGCGAAGAUGAGAUUCGUGAGUUCCUCGAAGACAAUAAACACUGUCCGUUCUCAAUCGAUGAUGUUAGUGAUGAAGACCUACUGAACGAAAGUGGCAAGAUGAGGCUCACUCUUGAACUCACGGUGCAUUUGCGUGAACAGGGACAUCGUACGCUAAUAUUCUCCACAUCGAGACGUAUUCUUGACAUGAUUCAACGAAUUUUGCGAAUGCGAAAAUUCACGAUAGCUCGUUUGGACGGUACAAUUACCAAGCCCAGUGAAAGAAAUGAGAUUGUGAAUGAUUUCCAAAAACGUGGUAAAGAUGUGUUUCUGCUUACCACACAGGUCGGUGGGGUUGGUCUUACAUUGACCAAUGCCGAUCGCGUCAUUAUAUAUGAUCCCAAUUGGAAUCCGGCUACAGAUGCCCAGGCCGUCGAUCGAGUGUUCCGAAUUGGGCAAACAAAGGACGUGUUCGUAUAUCGACUGAUCACCUGUGGCACAAUCGAGGAGAAGAUAUACUCCAGACAGAUCUUCAAGGAUUCCAUUAUAAAGCAAACAACUGGAAAACACUCCGAUCCUACGAGGUACUUCACACGUAGCCAAUUGCGUGAACUUUUCAUACUUAACGACCCUCUUCGAUCAGAAACUCAAGAAAAGCUAGCCGAGAUGCAUGAGAAACUUUUGUCAAACGAAGCUAAGGCCCACAUUGACUUUCUGAUGGCCAGCAAAAUGGUCUAUGGAGUGUCACACCAUGACCUUUUAUUUUCCACCGAAGAGGAGAAAGAGGAGGUGUCUGAAGAUCAGCGAAGAUUUAUCAGCCAACAGGUGGAACGGGCCCGGGUCAUUCGUGAAAGAGAAGCCGACGUCGUUGCUGUGGACCUGCGGCGGAACCCGCACGUGGUACCCAACCUUGACAUGGCGAGCGCGUCGGCACGUAAUAGGGCUGCGUCAAUGCCAUCAACAAUCAAUCCUGAAAACCUGCGCAACCGGCCACCGCUACCACGGAAAGUUGAGAAUUUUAGCGGUGAUUCCUACAAUUCACUGAAUCGAAGCAGCAAUACGACGACGAACGAGACUUUCAUUGACCUCUCACAGGAUGACUUCCAAGACCAGCAGUUUCCAAAACAUCUCCACAGUACAAUAAUUGAAGACGGCAGCCGGACGGGCGAGCUCAUCAUUGUGGACGACGACGACGACGACGACGAUGAUGACAUACACAUCAUAAAAGAGACGAUACGCGAGCGCGAAGUAACAAUAAUUAAGGACUCGGAUGACGACGAGUUCAAGAUCGAAGAUGUCACCCCUAACAAACUGACCAGUGGUACUGGCAAUCAUAGCAUUACAAGGUCGCCCGCGACCCGCAUUAGGACGGAAGAACAACACAGUCACCACUUAAGUUCACGCUUGCCAUCUCAAUCACCCGCUCGACCGCGACGGAGCGUCAACGACCGUGGUGACGACGUCAGCGAGGAUGAGGACAGCAGUCCCAUUGUACCAUAUGGACGUGCGAGGCGACUUGUAAUCGUCUCGGAUCAAGAGGAUGACAGUGAAGAUCUUGCUCUAGAAAACAAAACGCGCCCUGAAGUUUCAAAUCCAGAAGAUGAUAUUAAAGAUUUUGGUCUUGUUGCAAACACUGAAGAGACUUUGACGCUCAAGAGCCCUAACAUCGUAUCGAACGAAAGUAAUGUAAGCUUUGAAAGAGCGAAUGAUUUGGCUUGCAGAAGUGGCCUUUUGCCUUCAGCAGGAAAAAAAUCCAAACGUCGUUCAGUGGCCGUGAUCCAGCGAGCAUCGCCUGAACCUGGUGAUCAUGAAGAUGAUUCGAUGGACACGACUGAAGGCAAUAACAGACCUGGUGUUUCAUCUAGUAAAAAUAAAACUGACGAGCAGGAGGAGCGUCUAAGAGCAGCCGAAGAAGCCGCUUAUGACGAGGCCUUCGAGAUAGAUGAUAUUGAUGAGAGCAUCAUCGAAAAGACAAUUCUUGAGGCUUCAACGACGGCGUCCGAUACUGAUGGUGGUCACAAUUCAAGUAGCGCUGCUGAAAAAUCUUGGAACGGGACUUCGAGCAUAUCAGUGGGCCGGGGGACUGAGUCGGCUGAAAAUGACAUCAGCAUGAUGGUCGAAGAGAGCAUUAUUGACGAGGACGACGACUAUCAUUUAAUGGAAGUAAAAAAUGGCCAGCAACAAAGGACGGACGUGUCAGUGACACAAGAUGAAGAUGAGGUCGUUGCCGAUAGCUCAGAUGAAGACUUGUAAAUAGAUAUCGGGUGCGUAGGUCCGUCCUAGCCAACGUGGGUGUCCACCAAAAAACUUGACUUGUUCAGUAGUUUUUUAAUAAUAAAUGGAUUCACAAUAAUUUCAGUAGUGCUUUUAUUCAUAGCAAAUCCAGGGAGUUGUUUCAGCUCUUUUUAUAAUGAUUUUUUACUUGUGCUGUUGUUGCAAAGAACAAGCGAAAUUUUGUUAUUUAAAUUUGCUUCACUGAUUUUAUAAAGAACUUUUUACUUCAGUAGCUAAUUGUAUUGAACUCAAUAAAAUGUAGAUCUUUUGUCAAGUACGAUAUUAAUAAUGCGUUGCUUUCGCAGACAAA